GAGAGCGGACGUGCGCUGCUGCUCCUGCGGAAUCUUCGCUCUCGGGCAACUAUAUUUAACAAACACAUGGCCAACACACUCACACACGAAAUACUUACACACAGUUAGACACGCACACCUGUACACCCAGCGCGCGCGCAAAUCGCCGAAAUUAAAGCAAACCAAAACGGAAAAUGCUAAAUGUCCACGUGAAACGGCGCACAAAAUAAUCGAAUAACUAAAACAAAACGGAUCAGUGAAAUUAGAGUGGAAUUAUUGUUUGUUUUUGGAAAAAAUCAAUGCCGUUAAUCGACGCACACGGAUACACAUAAACGCACACGUGUGCUCCAAGAGCCAAAACACACCAAUACACUGACACAGACAUUCACAUACAAGCAAACAGAAGGCCUAACAAAGUGAAAGUAACGGAAUUAGCAGCACAAUUUCGGUCAUAGUUGAGAUAAAAACAAAAACGGUAAAACUUAUACAAGGUCUAAAUUUGUGUUUCUAAAAAAGAACAUGCUACAAAAACAAGCGGCAACAGCAGCCGAAAACGCAGAAGCUACCUGAGCAAGAUAAACACGCAAAACAAAGCGAACUGGGUCAGUAAGCGAAACGAAAGAGAAGGGGGAAGGAGGGGAGAGAAGGGGAGAAGGCGAAAGGAGCGGCUAGGAAGGAGCAGGAAAAGCGGCCAGUAUGUUGCAUGCGCUGCAGUUAAAUGUGUGGCAUACUUAAUGGAGCAAAAGGGUGCGGCGCCCAAGCGGAAAUUAACUUUCGAGGCUUGAAGCACUUUCGGCCAUCAAAAGACAAUGGCCAACAUCAGCAGCAGCCAAAUCGGGCGGGGCCAUGCCAGCUUUAAUCCUUGGACAGGAGCAACAUCAUCAAUACCAGCAAUAACAACAACCAGAACAACAACAACUUUAACAGCGGGAACAACAAAUCUAAUUACAGAACAACAAUAAGGCGAGGCCCUGGUGCCUGGUGAUGAUGAUGAUGAUGAUGAUGUUGGGAAACUUCCGUUUUGUUAGCCCGAGCGGAAAUGAGGCGCAAUAUGUCGUCCAGCCAUCGGUUACCUUUGCAACUUUGUGAAAAGUGACCUCGAACGCCAUAGGAACUAUAGGAGCUAUAGGAAUCCCGAGCCCGCGAUUGCCGGGAAUUUAAUUAAAGAGCAAGGAGCACGAAAAAGAGGGUUCGAAACAAAAGAGCAUUCCGCCCGGAAGGCUGCCCCGUGUGGCAAGAGGAGGAGGAGGAGGGGGAGGGAGGCAGGAGAAAGGAGGGGCCAUAAAUCUACCCGGCCAACGGGCACCGCAAAUGCAGCACGUUGCUGCAAUCGAGCUGGCCCACGUCCAUUGGCCAAUUAGUUGCUGCAACAGCCGAGAGCGGCAAUCGUUUGGGCCCCAUUGAAAGCGAACUCCGGCCGAAUAGAGCUGCCUCUCUGAUGACUGCCGCCAAAAGACGUGCGGGCAGCAGCAACAGCAGCAGCAGCAGCAGCAGUAGCAGCAACAACAACAACAGUAAUGGCCACGAGCAGCACUCCCUGCAGCAACAUCUGCAGCUGCAACAGCAACAUCAGCAGCAGCAACAGCACCAACAGCAGCAACAUCAUCAGCAUUCCCAGCCAAACGAAUACCAACAGUUGCUGCAACACCCGCACCAUCACUACCACCAGCACUACAGCAGCAACAGCAACAGCAGCAACAACAACGGCAGUGGCAACAGCAACACCAGCGGCAACAACCCACAGCAAUACCACCAGAGACAGCAGCAACAUCAGGCGACAUUGCGCGAUUGCUCCGUCAAAUUGCCUCUGGAUAUCCUAUGGCUACCCAAAUCGGCGAUGCGACCGGCGGGUCCAGAUGCCUCGCCCACCGAUUGCAUCCUCGUGGUGGGCGUGUCCCGUCCAAAGCUGGCCGUCGUCUUCCUUACGGUCAUGUUGAUCUCGCUGUUCCUCACCUUCCACGUUCUGUACGAUAGUGCAGUUUACAACAUCCAGGCGGCACAAGCGGUCCACGAAAGGCACCGCAUCUCCUUGGCCGCAUCCUCCUCGGCUUUGGCAUCCUCCUCCUCCUCAUCAUCGUUCGGUUCUGGCUCCGCCUUCUCCCCCUUCUCCUCCUCCUCCACCGGCUCCGCUGCAGCGGGCUCCAAUCAUCUGCCCGUGUUCGUGAAGCCCGUGCCCAGUUCCAAUCAGCUAAGCCAUCCCAUGGUCUUUCCCUCCAGCCGUGUGCACUUCCCCAAAACCAGUCGACGACUGCCACAGGCGCUCAUCAUCGGCGUGCGGAAGUGCGGAACGCGGGCGCUGCUGGAGAUGCUCUACCUGCAUCCGAGGAUCCAGAAGGCCGGCGGCGAGGUGCACUUCUUCGAUCGGGACGAGAACUAUCUGAAGGGCCUGGAGUGGUACCGCAAGAAGAUGCCGCACUCGUUCCGAGGGCAAAUAACCAUCGAGAAGAGUCCCAGCUACUUUGUGUCGCCAGAGGUGCCGGAACGAGUGAGGGCCAUGAAUGCGAGCAUCAAGCUGCUGCUGAUUGUCCGAGAGCCGGUGACCCGUGCCAUUUCGGACUACACGCAGUUGCGUAGCCAUGCUGCCACCGCCAUCCUGCCGCUGGCCGAGAAGGAUCCCCCCAGUCCGCGGGAGAGUUCCGGAGGUGGUGCCACCAACACCAACACUGGCGCCUCUUCCGCCGCCGCAGGAGUUGCAGCUGCCAAGAUGCCAUCCCAAUCGCAAUCGCAAUCGGUGCUGUAUGCCAAACUGCAGUCGGCCCGUGGCUACGACAAUGUCCUCGUGGGAGGCAGUGGGGCGGGUGCCAAGGAGACGAAAGGCAAGACAGGAUCUGCGGCCAGGAGACAGGCGGUGGGCGGUGGUGGGGCCACGAUGACCACGACGACACUGUCGCCAAUGGCAAGUGCCGCCCAAAUGGCAGCCAAGUCCUUCGAAGAGCUGGCCAUAUUUCCCAAUGGCACCGUUAACGAGGCUUAUCGACCGCUCAGCAUCUCCAUGUACCACGUCCACUUGCACCGCUGGCUGGAGGUCUUUCCGCGGGAGCAGCUCCUCGUGGUCAACGGGGAUCGCCUCAUCGAGGAUCCGGUUUCGCAACUCAAACGCAUCGAGGCUUUCCUGGGCAUCGAACAUCGUGUAAACAGCGAGCACUUCUACUUCAACGAAACGAAGGGGUUCUACUGCCUGCGCUACGACAACGGGGAUCGCUGCCUGCGGGAGACGAAGGGCAGGAAGCAUCCGCACGUGGACCCCGUGGUGGUCUCCAGGUUGCGAAAGUUUUUCGCCGAGUACAAUCAGCGCUUCUACGAGUUGGUGGGCGAGGAUCUCGGCUGGCCGGAGGAGUAAAAAACUAGGACUAGGAAAUGGAUGUGGAUGUGGAUGGAGAAAUGGAGGGGAAAGGAGAGAGUUCUGCGCUGGGCUGGCUGCCAAUAAAUCUGCCGUUGGUCAAUCGUUUGGACCGCUGUGCAGCCAAUUUAAUUACAAGGAACCUUCCACGGGCAAAAAAAAAAAAAAAAAACGGGCAAAGAGCAUGGCAAAGUUUUCCCGGGACUUUCCACUGCAAUUUUCCAUUGCAUAUUUUUAAGGGCGGGCCGGUUCGCAGUAUUUCUGCCUGGCCGAGUCGAGCUGCUCUGACAGUUCAAUUAUGUGCGCGUAUUGAAAAAUUGCAUUCCUAUUUGCCCGGUCCUUUCCAGCCACCCACUUUACACCCCCCUUCCAACCACCACCACAUGUAAAUUUGCCUUUACACCAGCAAAGAACAGGCGAAAGAACAAGGAGCAGCCGAAAAAAAGGAUAUCAAGUAAAAUAAACUGCACGCAUUUUGCUGUGCAGCAGGCCAUGAAAAUGUGUGUGCUUGAAUGGGGCAUAUACUGUACAUCCUAUAUGUAUAUCGUUUAUACACAUAUAUAUAUAUAUAUAUAGCGAAAUGAAAAGCAAUAUCUACAUGAUGUUCGAAGGUUACACUUUUCUACGUCUGUUUGCGUUCCACAUGUUUGUUCUCUCUCUCCGUGUCUGUGUGUGAUUGGGUUCGAGUGUGUGAGAGAGCAUAAAAAUUAAUUAAGCAACUAAAUGUGAUUUUAUAGCAAGUAAGCAUAGGAAAAAUUGAAAAUGAUUGCGAUGGCUGGGAAAUGGAUAUGUGGAAAAUGGGGAGAGAGAAAUGAGGGGGGAAAGUGGACGCAUCAGCGUCGCAAAGUGGCAAUUAAAAAUGUAUUUAGACUAACAGUCGGCUGAAUUAAAUGUGUGCGUACAGAAACAUGAACAAAAACCAAACAUAUCACACCUAGCAUAAGGUAAAAUAGUAUAUACACAACAUAUCAGGGGUACUCGAGGUCCUCAAGCAACUUGAAUACUAAAUAUGAUUGAACUAAUGCAAUUCGUACGUUAUGUUACAUAUCGAAAGCUAAACCAACCAUGAAAUCGAAACAUAUCAGCUGCAGUCGUCGGCAAAUAUACAAGAAUUAUAUAUACAAGCAUAUCUAUAUAUAUAUUAUAUACAACCGUAUAUCGUAUCGUAGACCCUAAGUCGAGCAUCAAAUUUGUUGUAAAUGACUUUGAUUUUGACCUAGUUUGUAGUGCGCGAUGUGUCACGGAAUCGUCAUAGACAAACUUAUAGUUGAAUAUAUCCGUAUCCUAGGUUAAUAACGCACUGCCUAAACCAAAAGAAUAGUUACGUCUGUUUAGAUAAUUAUACUGCACCCACUUAGGCGAUAAGUUUAUCAAAGAUAGUUUUUUAAUGCAUUUUUAAGCCAGAUUAUUUUGUAUUCCUAACGAGAGAAAACCAAAUCAAUUACGGCAACUCUACCUAUAGAUACACAUAAUAUAUAUACACACUUAUCAGCUGUUUAGCUAACGUUUAAACAUUUCGUAUGCAUAUCAAACUCAAUGUGAAAAACUCAACCUAGGCUAACAAUUUCCGUGACGAUCCAUCCAAUUUAGGUUGACACCAACAUACACAUUCAUCGUAUAUAGAUUGAGAUAUAUACAACUUUCCCCCUUGGUUCGAGUACCAGUUCUUAGGGAUCUUCAGCACAGAACUCAACUAGCGCUUAACUCAACAGAAAAUAGACUACGAUGAAGUGUAUAAACCUUGUUUUACAGUGUAUCUCCUUAUAAUAUACAUCCUAUGCUGAUCUCUUAACGACAAAGGAACCACGAACGGAAUGAAACUAACCAAGCAAUAUAAAUUCAAAGCAAGACUGAAGGUCCUCCGCAGAAUAUUUUAUUCUCCUGUUGUUUUUUUUUUAGUCAAUCACUCAUUUUUGUUGAAUUCUGUAAGCCAACCGAAAACAAAUAUAGUAGCAAAGACAACGAAAAUUUCUAAUUUGUUUAUAUUUUUAUACAGAAGCGAAAGUACAUUAACCGAAAUCCAGGAAACCAAACCGAAAUGGAACCGAUUUCCAUUUUUAAAAUAUAUUAAAGUAAUGCGAAAUUAUAUAUAUGAAUAUAUACUCAAAGAGCAAUUUGUAGUCACAUUUUGUCCUCGAACUUGAACUACGCCAAUUGCCAUUCAGAAUACAUAUCAAAAGUUUAACUCAACUCUAGAUCCUCCAUUGAUAUUGAUAUAUUGAUAUUAUUGAUGUAUUGUCUACUUAAAUUGAACGUGCAAAACUCAACAACUAUAAUGUACCUUAAAAAUCAACUCUCUAUUUCUUUAACUUAAACUUAAACUCUAACGAUAACUCAACUCUUGCAAACUUAUUCAAACUUUCAAUGUACAUACAUACAAAAAGUAUUCAAAAAAUUACAAAAAAAAAAAUAAAUCAACUAAUAACGAUGGAAAGUCGUAUAGAAAUUCAACAAAUUGUAAGAAAACCCAGAAGAAUCAACAUUUUAUGCUAUGGAAAAUUUUACGCAUGCAAUAAAUAAAUGUAAUUCGAAAAACGGAAAA
Drosophila ficusphila is the source of this 5861-nucleotide messenger RNA. RefSeq lists its product as uncharacterized. The coding region runs from base 1418 to 3319 and encodes 633 amino acids. Gene Ontology annotation, molecular function: [heparan sulfate]-glucosamine 3-sulfotransferase activity. The transcript has 9 exons. NCBI's taxonomy places the organism in Eukaryota, Metazoa, Arthropoda, Insecta, Diptera, Drosophilidae. The record is from RefSeq and is a predicted model, not a curated record.